AUGCUGGUGUCUUCCCAGACAGGAACCUGGCCGCAGGACGAUGGCGUUAGCGGGGCUGCUGCUGCUGGAGUUGGGUCUGUACGCCAGCUGCUUCGUCUGUGGGAUUGUUACCGCCGCUUCCAUCACCAUAGUCCAGGGUAAUUUUGGAGGCCGCUGUAUGCUUUAUGGACUUGUCAACUACAAUGCUACAGAAAGCCUCAUCGGGGUCCAGUCGUACAGCGCCCCGUCUCUUUGCUAUUUUGUGUCGGCGAUAUCGGUCAUAGUAGCGGUGGUGUGUUUCUCACUGUCUCUCUACUGGGUGUACACUUGCUGCAUCGAAGGGGAAAUCAGAAGGGGGCGGGUGUGGAUGAACCUGAUUAUAGCCGUGAGUGGCGUCUUCCUGUUCUUCCUGCUCAUCACGGGGUGCAUGCUGAAGAUCGGACGUGACUCGCUCUGCAACUCGGUCAUACAGAACGUUCACAACAUCACCAGAUGUGAAGAGGCCCAGGCUAGAAAAUGGGUCAGUCCAUUGAACGGGGAAAGGUUCUACAGCAGUCUAUACAAAGCCGAGACGGCAGUGUGGGUCAACUUCUUCUUCUGGCUCAUCAUCGGGGUUCUGGUGCUCGUACAGAGGCGUCAGAGUUCGGGGCCCAAGGCGAUUGUGGGAGGGCACGAAGGGUACGGCGGGCCAGCCGGAGGGCUUUUCGGUGAUCCGGGGGUGACUGCUGCAGAGACAGAGCCAUUUUUCAACAAUCCUGCAAGGCCACAGUGAGGACGGGUGUCACGGGAUGGCUUACAGCAACACACAUACACUAGCACAGCGCCAUAAUGUGUGAGUAGAUGUGGGAAAAAGGGUCAAUACAUCUGGUGUACACUGCCUUGUGUUCCAGUGGAUACUCACACAUUUUGUGAGAUAACACGUGACACUAAUCACAGUAAUACAUGAUCACGUUUGUUUGCUUAAGGGUGUUGCAGCACAUAGAUACAAUAGAAGAGUUUGCCCUCGACGAGGAUGGGAUUCGAACCCACGCGUGCAGAGCACAAUGGAUUAGCAGUCCAUCGCCUUAACCACUCGGCCACCUCGUCUGGCACAAGGUGUGUCCUGAACCAACAACACACUAGAGCAUCUUUGAGGCAUGUCUGACAGCCUGACCACAUAAUCCAAAGAUUGAACUGUUUAUAUGUACAUGUACCCGUUUCCCACAUUUACUCACGAAAGCCACUUCAAAUGUCUAACUACUGGGUCACACAGAAAUAAGUGUUUGUUUUAUUUUGUUUAUAAAAUAUAACAAGAAAUAGGAGAAUGCUUAUUGCAGGCAUUCAUUCUUUUUUCUUUUUUUUUUUAAUCAAUGUGCUCAAAUUUAGCAUUUUUUAUGUGAUUGGCAGAUGUGUCCUAUGUAAAACAUGUUUUCACUCAUUUUACAAAUUAUUAUAGACACUCCUCAACAGCUUAAGUUAAAAAAAAAUAAAAAAAAAUAAAAAUAGAGUAAACCUUUGAGAAGUUAGUAUUCGGAUGUUCCACUAUGUGCCUAUACCAGUUUGAUUUCUGUAAGUUGUCUUUAUUCUUCAUUUGUAGUUGAUAAGUUAGUGUGACAUUGAGGCCAAUCGUCUCUUCUCUUCAUUUCGGAUAGUUCAGUCUCACUAUGUGAACAAAACCACUGCUUAAAGAAGCACCUGAACAAAUGUUUACAUACAAAAUAACUAUUGCAUAAAAAAAGAGGCUGAAUGUUACAUUAUGCAACGAAUAAUUCAGAUGAUUUUUUUUUUUUUUUUUUUACUUUAAGGUAUGACUUAUGUGCUCCCAUCCUAACUUUUACAUCUCACAUGCUGGUUCACUUAUAGGUGCUCAUCAAAUCCUGUGUUUGGGAUAUUUCACCUUAGGAGUUAGUGUACCUAAAAAUGUCUGUAUGUCAAGAUAUCAGUCACUUGGCUUGUGAUGCUACUUGACACAGGGUGUGCUAAUUUUUUAUGUUGCAACAAAUAAACCAAAGAGUUAAAGCACAAUGA
Perca fluviatilis (European perch) is the source of this 1986-nucleotide messenger RNA. It is a transcript of the gene tmem179ba, whose product is annotated as transmembrane protein 179Ba. The transcript is spliced from 5 exons. Lineage: Eukaryota; Metazoa; Chordata; Actinopteri; Perciformes; Percidae. The record is from RefSeq and is a predicted model, not a curated record. Bases 41 to 751 code for a protein of 236 amino acids.